Leptopilina heterotoma is the source of this 2641-nucleotide messenger RNA. RefSeq lists its product as uncharacterized. The transcript has a single exon. Gene Ontology annotation, molecular function: nucleic acid binding; zinc ion binding. The record is from RefSeq and is a predicted model, not a curated record. Bases 630 to 2615 code for a protein of 661 amino acids. Lineage: Eukaryota; Metazoa; Arthropoda; Insecta; Hymenoptera; Figitidae.
AUAAAAAAAAGAGCUAGUGCUAAAUUAUUUAUUUAUGAGUUAACGUUGAAAUAUAAUGUGGAAUUAAAAUUGUGUGCGUGUUCCUCAUUAAAAAGUUUACUUUUAAAAGUUGAGAAGACGGCCAUUUUUAUUGAAAUGGAAUAGACGCCCUUCAAGGAAGUCGACGAGUAACGACGAAAGACGCAAUAAGCCGAAUUAUAACGACGGAAGAUUUACAUAAGCUAGUGUUUGAACAAGACGGCGAUAGAAAUAAUCGAAAAAGAUUGCGCGAUUUUAGAGGAUUUGAGUUUGGUCAAGAUUCCGACGAAUUUAAUGACAAGUUAGUGUUUGCAGCAAGGCUUUCCAUAGCUGAGUUAACGUCAAUUUGUAACAUUCUUGGACUGGACUAUACAGGAGAUAAGGAAGCAUUGUGAGUUCGCAUAAUAAAUAGUCUCACGGAUUUAAAUUCCCUUGUUCGUAAUGACGAUGCAGAAGAAGACGAAAGUAGUAAUGAUGACGGAGACAAUGAUGAGGAAAAUAAUGAUGACGAAAACAACGAUGACGGAAAUAAUGAUGGCGUAAACAAUGGUGGUAGAAAUGGUGAAGUCGUCGACAAUGACGAAAAUGAGGUAGAUGAGGUUAAUCGAAGGAUGCAAAAUCGAAGACGAAACGAAGACGACUCAAAUGUUAAAUUUACUAUGAGUUUUAAAGACGUAGAGGAAUCUAUUCGACCAUUUAAUGGCAGUGACAGUUACUCCAUCGAGCGCUGGAUUUUGGAUUUUGAGGACGCAGCGGGAAUGUUCAAGUGGAUUGAUUUGCAGAAGGUUGUUUUCGCAAAAAAAUCGUUGGAAGGUUUAGCGAAACUUUUUGUUCAAGGUGAAAAUGGUUUGAAGUCCUGGAAAAAAUUAAAAGACGCACUCUUAGAAGAAUUUCCAGUGAAAAUUACCAGUAUUCAACUACAUAAGAUGUUAGAACAACGAAAAAUACGUAAAAGUGAAUCAGUGCAGGAAUAUUUCUUAGUUAUGAAGGAACUUGCUUCAAGGGGAAGUAUUGAACUCGAAGCUUUAUUCGAGUAUGUUAUAUCCGGACUGUGUGACGAUUCCAAUACGACGAUUAUUCUUCGUGGAGCAAAAACGAUUCGUGAUUUUAAAGAAAAGCUGAAAAUUUAUGAAACAAUACGGACUGAUAAUGAGCGAAAUGUGAAUGUCGCUGAGAAGGAAAAGUUCGAGUCGAAGAAGAAGACGUCAGAUUUUAAGAAGUAUCCAUCUGGAGCAGCCUCAUCGCAGAAGACGAAGCCUGCCUCAGGAGAAGUUCGAUGUUACAACUGCGGCGUUGUGGGUCAUCGAUCAAAGGACUGUGGUAACAAAUCUUUAGGGAGAAAAUGUUUUAAAUGUAAUCAAUUUGGUCAUGUCGCAUCGCAGUGUUCUCAGGUAAGGUCGUCCAAUUCAAAUGUAAAUAUUAUUAAUUGCUCGACGAAUGACGUAUUUAAAGAUGUUUUAAUUGAAAAUGUUACAGUAAGCGCUUUCUUCGAUACAGGUAGUAACAUAAGUAUGAUUCGUGAAGAUGUUGUCAAUUCGAUCCCAAUUCGAGAUAUUCAUAAAUUGAAACACACUGUGACUGGAUUUGGCAAAGGAGAAACUACCGCUAUGGGUUAUGUUCAGACUGUUGUAUACAUCGACGAUUCAGAUUUUCCGAUGACAUUGUACAUUGUUCCAUCCGACGCCAUGGAAAUGAAAGUAGUUAUAGGACAAGAUAUCUUUCAACUAGCAGAACUUAAAUUUGAUGGAAGCAGCGUUAAUAUUACUAAAAAAUCACCAACUGCUUUUUUAGCCGACAUAACUGUAAAUGAGACGACGCAAAAUAAUAUUGGACCUGUUUCCGAUAAGAUUAAUCUUAAGAAGGUAGAAUCUUUAAUUUCUAAUUAUAAACCAAAUAAGAGUAAGUCGACAAAUAUUAAUAUGAAAAUAAUUUUAAAAGAAAUUAAGACUAUUUUUCAGAGAGCACGACGAUUACCUUUGUCCGAGCAGGAAGUUGUUAGAGAUCAAAUUCUUGAAUGGAUUAAAUUAGGAAUAAUAGAGCCGUGUUCAGCAGAGUUCGCGAGUCCUAUUGUCUUAGUUCGCAAAAAAGAUGGAACGUAUCGCAACUCUCCUGCCGUUUUCCAAAGAUUUGUAAACGAGAUUUUUCGACCAUUAGUAAAAGAGGAAAUAUUGCAGAUUUAUUUUGACGAUAUAAUUAUUCUUGCUAGUACAGAAGAUGAAGCUGUUGAAAGACUAGAAACGGUAAUGCAACAUGCUAGCGAGUACGGUCUUGAAAUCAAUUUUAAGAAAUGUCAAUUUUUAAAGAUGCGCGUCGAAUAUUUAGGCCAGAUAGUUGAAGAUGGGAAAGUUUACCCUUCUCCAAAUAAAGUUAAAGCUGUUGUAAAUUAUCCGGAACCAAAGUCGCUUAAAGAUAUUCAAAGUUUUCUCGGGUUAACCGGUUAUUUCCGGAAGUUUAUCGAAAAUUACAGUUUUAUUGCUAGGCCAUUGAGUGAUCUUUUGCGUAAAGAUAAAGAGUUUUCUUUUAAUACGAACAAACGAAAUUGUAACAGGAAGUAUUUUUGUGUCUCCUUAUUUAUAAAAUUAUUUAGUGUCGAUUGAAUUAUUUUAUUGAACCUCUAAUAGAU